AGUCCGGGUGCCGAGCGGGAGCCGAGCGGAGGCGGAGAGAUGGCGUCUCAGCCUCCCCCUCCCCCGAAACCCUGGGAGACCCGCCGAAUUCCAGGAGCUGGGCCGGGACCGGGACCCGGCCCCACUUUCCAAUCUGCUGACUUGGGUCCUGCUUUAUUGACAAGGCCUGGACAACCAACACUUACCAGAGUGCCCCCACCUAUUCUUCCAAGGCCAUCACAGCAGACAGGAAGCAGCAGUGUGAACACUUUCAGACCUGCAUAUAGUUCAUUUUCGUCUGGAUAUGGCACCUAUGGAAAUUCAUUUUAUGGAAGCUAUAGUCCUUAUAGUUAUGGAUAUAAUGGGUUGGGCUAUAACCGCCUCCGUGUAGAUGAUCUUCCACCCAGUAGAUUUGUUCAGCAAGCUGAAGAAAGCAGCAGAGGUGCAUUUCAGUCCAUUGAAAGUAUUGUACAUGCCUUUGCCUCUGUCAGUAUGAUGAUGGAUGCUACUUUUUCAGCUGUCUAUAACAGUUUUAGGGCUGUAUUGGAUGUAGCAAAUCACUUCUCCCGAUUAAAAAUACACUUUACAAAGGUUUUUUCAGCUUUUGCAUUAGUUAGGACUAUAAGAUAUCUUUACAGACGGUUACAGUGGAUGAUGGGUUUAAGAAGAGGCUCUGAGAAUGAGGACCUGUGGGCAGAAAGUGAAGGAACUGUGGCUUGUCUUGGUGCUGAGGACCAAGCAGCUAACUCAGCAAAAUCUUGGCCAAUAUUUUUGUUUUUUGCUGUUAUCCUCGGAGGUCCUUAUCUCAUCUGGAAACUUUUAUCUACCCACAGUGAUGAAGUAACAGACAACAUCAACUGGGCAAAUGGUGAGGAUGACCAUGUAGUUGCUAGAGCAGAAUAUGAUUUUGCUGCUGUAUCUGAAGAAGAAAUUUCUUUCCGUGCUGGUGAUAUGCUAAACUUAGCUCUCAAAGAACAACAACCCAAAGUGCGUGGUUGGCUUCUGGCUAGUCUUGAUGGUCAAACAACAGGACUUAUACCUGCGAAUUAUGUCAAAAUUCUUGGUAAAAGAAGAGGUAGAAAAACGGUGGAAUCAAGUAAAAUUUCUAAGCAGCAACAAUCUUUUACCAACCCAACACUAAUUAAAGGAGCCACGGCUGCCAAUUCUUUGGAUGAACAGGAAGCUGCCUUUGAAUCUGUUUUUGUUGAAACUAAUAAGGUUCCGAGUGCACCUGAUUCCUCAGGGAAAAGUGGAGAUAAACAAGAUCUUUGAUAUCUUUCAUAUUUGAGUGCAGUUGAACAAUACUUUGGAAUUCUUUUUAAAAUUAUUUCUUUAAAAAAUUAAUCUUCAAUUGAAGGAAAAUAUUUGUUAUUAUCUAUUCCAGGUGUUUUGCUGCUAGAAAUUAUUAAAGUUCUAAAUGGGAAUUAUUAAAGUUCUAUGUAUUUUACACUAGUUGGUCGAGUGACCUGGUUAUACUUUACAAUUUAUUGGACCAUGAGGUGGGCUUUUAAGAUUAUGGAAAGCUGUCAUUUUCAUCAUAUUUAAAUCCUAAAUUUAUUUGAAAAAUAAGACUGAUGAAUUGUAGAACGCAUGGUUUACAACAUAAGGAAUCAUUAGUGCUUCUAAAAGUUCUAGAUUAAUUGAAAUCUUUAGAAAUUGGGUGAUAACAAAUAUGAAAACAGGCAAAAAGGCUAAUGGUUUAUACUCUUAAGUAAACUGAAUAAUAAAAAUUUUCUGAUCUGUGUUUUAUCCAGUGUUAGGUUUACUUUAUGUAGUAGUAUGUUUUUACCCACAGUUGACGUUAUCUUUUCUUGUAUUUAUAAAAAUUCAACUUGAAAAGGUCAUUAGAAGCUUAAUGAAGGAAAUGGUUCUAGAAUGAUAGAGUAUAAUUCUUUAUCCUUUGCAAUACAACUAGUUUUCAUUCUGGACAAAUCAGAAGAUAUGAAAGAUUUACAUUUUCUCCAACAAAGACUCAAGUCUUUUGAGUUUGUACUUAAUAAUAUGAUCAGUUCUAAUAGUAAUGAUUUUUAAUCUUUUCAUAUAGUCUCUGCUUCUACCUAGGGCAGAAAUUUCAUAUUCUGGAUGUUCAUUAACACUGAAAAUGUGUCAUAUUGACUAUGCAUUUCUUUUAGAUUUAGUUUUUACUCCUGAAACUAUAAAUAAAAUAUUCAUUUGCCAUUUAGAAUGUAAUAGUACUAUUUGUUUGUUUUAUGCUUAAUAAUGAUCUUAAACAAGUUUUAGUACACUGAAUAUUUCCCCAUAAAAUUGGAAAAUUCAUACACUUGCUGUGAUCAUACUACAGAUUAAUACUAUCAGGAAUAUAGGUAUGCAAGAAUACAUUUAUAAAUAUUGUCAAAAAUUUUUAUAAAAAUUGUGAUUUAGUAUUUUUAUCUUUCUUAUAGAUUUGUGUUUUUCAAACAAGUAACUCAAGAAUAGUUCAGAUUAAACUAUAUCUAUAUACCCAGAAUACAACUUUGCUAACAGCUUCUUAGGAAGCCCUUUUUUGAAAUGACAAUAUGGUAACAAACAUAUUAUUUAAAAUGGAAAUCUUUACCCUGUACAGAAAAAAAAUAAGUACAUGUAGUAAAAUUUA
Marmota flaviventris (yellow-bellied marmot) is the source of this 2572-nucleotide messenger RNA. It is a transcript of the gene Pex13, whose product is annotated as peroxisomal biogenesis factor 13. Gene Ontology annotation, biological process: protein import into peroxisome matrix, docking. Gene Ontology annotation, cellular component: peroxisomal membrane; peroxisome; peroxisomal importomer complex. Gene Ontology annotation, molecular function: protein binding. NCBI's taxonomy places the organism in Eukaryota, Metazoa, Chordata, Mammalia, Rodentia, Sciuridae. The record is from RefSeq and is a predicted model, not a curated record.